Messenger RNA from Phlebotomus papatasi, 1150 nucleotides. RefSeq names its product ubiquitin carboxyl-terminal hydrolase isozyme L5 (gene Uch-L5). Gene Ontology annotation, molecular function: cysteine-type deubiquitinase activity. NCBI's taxonomy places the organism in Eukaryota, Metazoa, Arthropoda, Insecta, Diptera, Psychodidae. The transcript has 3 exons. The record is from RefSeq and is a predicted model, not a curated record. The coding region runs from base 87 to 1058 and encodes 323 amino acids. Gene Ontology annotation, cellular component: cytoplasm. Gene Ontology annotation, biological process: ubiquitin-dependent protein catabolic process; protein deubiquitination.
UCCCAGUGUCAUUGUUACUGUGCUGCAGUGUUUAUCCUCCGGAAAGUGCUUCAUCACGCAGAAAAUUCGUCUUUUCCGGCUGAAAAAUGAGCGAUAGUGCAGGAAAUUGGUGUUUGAUUGAAAGUGAUCCGGGUGUUUUUACAGAGCUCAUUAAAGAAUUUGGAGUCACUGGGGCUCAAGUGGAGGAACUAUGGAGUCUCGAUGCUGAGCAGUUUAAGAACCUCCAUCCCAUCCAUGGGCUCAUCUUCCUCUUCAAAUGGGUGCAGGAUGAUGAGCCGGCAGGAUUUGUGGUGGAGGAAGGAGAUAGUCGGCAGUGGAACAUCUUCUUUGCCAAGCAGGUUAUCAACAAUGCCUGUGCUACUCAGGCUAUCCUCAGCAUCCUCCUCAAUUGUUCUCAUCCUGAUGUUCAGCUGGGUUCCACCCUUACGGACUUCAAGGAGUUUUCCUCGAGUUUCGAUCCUUACAACAAAGGAUUGACCCUCAGCAAUGCCUCCCAAAUCCGAUCUGUCCACAACUCCUUCGCUCGACAGACUCUAUUCGAGUUGGACUCCAAAACUCCCAAUAAGGAUGAAGAUGUGUUCCAUUUCGUGGGCUACGUGCCAAUUGAUGGGACUCUCUAUGAGUUGGAUGGACUCAAGGAUGGUCCAAUUGAUUUGGGAAGUAUUGGACCCAAUCAGGAUUGGUUGGAUGUUGUAAGACCAAUCAUUGAGAAGCGUAUGCAGAAGUACAGUGAGGGAGAGAUUCAUUUCAAUUUGAUGGCCAUCGUGUCUGAUCGUCAGAUGAUCUACAGUCGUGAGAUUGAGCGACUGAUGAAUUUGCCUGAUACGGAGAUUGAGAUGGAGGCCCGUCAGAGUGAAAUAACACGGCUCCGGAUGCUAAUUGAGGAUGACAUCACGAAGAAGAAUCGCUAUCGCGUGGAAAAUAUUCGCAGGAAGCACAACUACCUGCCGUUGAUUGUGGAGCUGCUGAAGAUGCUGGCUCAGAAGGGACAAUUGAUGCCGUUGUACGAGAAGGCAAAACAGCGGGCGGCUGAGAGGGAAGCAACGAAGACAUCUUAAGAAGCCGGCGCCUUCCCAUUCUCCCACAGAAAUAUCCCAAAAUUUCUCCCCCCUGAAGAUGCGAAUAAAUGAAGAUGGUGUUUUAAUACAAA